This is a messenger RNA of Mucor mucedo, 2218 nucleotides long. RefSeq names its product flavin-containing amine oxidoreductase-domain containing protein. The coding region runs from base 246 to 2207 and encodes 653 amino acids. Gene Ontology annotation, biological process: amino acid catabolic process. Lineage: Eukaryota; Fungi; Mucoromycota; Mucoromycetes; Mucorales; Mucoraceae. Gene Ontology annotation, molecular function: polyamine oxidase activity; L-amino-acid oxidase activity. The transcript has 4 exons. The record is from RefSeq and is a predicted model, not a curated record.
CCAGAAGAUAGCAAUUUAUAUCAUUAUCUACUUGAUAGGAAGCUGUCUGAGAAAUGCAACUCGUAAAACACCUGAAGUCAAUCUACUUUUUUUUAUCAAUGUUAUCACCCGGGACAACAUAUACGCAAGUUAUUCAGCUACCACUACCAGAUAAGACUGUGAUCGACAAGCAUAUCCAAUUCAUAUAUAAAGGAGAUCAUAAAGUAACUUUUUGAUGAAAACAUUAUCCUUCUCAAUACCUCAAAAUGAAAACAUCUCUUUUCUUAUUAGCUACCGCUGCUUUGCAAGCCCUUGCUGCUCCUUCCGCUUCUGAUGCAAAGCUGUCUGUCAAGACAGCCCUUGAGGCUGACUCCUUAGCCAACAUUUAUCUCGACUACGGUACCCAAUCUUUUGAAGGUAACAUGGUUUUAUCGUAUGGUUCUUGUGAAGACGGUACUACUACUGAAGAAAUUGGUGAAUUUGCUGUGACUUCUGAAUUCCAACCCGAAAAAUUCGCCUGGCAUGUUCCCGCUGAUGCCCAAUCUGGUUGCUUAAUUGCCAAGGAUGAAGCUGGAAACAUCAUUGCUCAAAGUGAGGAAUAUCAUGUUGCCAAGAAGUUCUCAAAGCGUGGUCAUCCUGAGCUUGCUGACAUGUAUUUUGAUGCUGUUGAUUAUCACAAUACCAAGAAGGUUGCUAAGCGUGCUGCUGCUUCCAAGAAAAACAAGAAAAUUGGUAUCGUCGGUGCUGGUAUGUCAGGUUUAUUCAGUGGUUUCUUGUUAGAUCAAGCUGGUUUCCACAACUAUGAAAUCUUGGAAGCCAAUAACAGACUUGGAGGUCGUGUUCACACUGAAUAUUUCGACAAGGCUAAGAUUGCUUAUCAAGAAAUGGGCCCAAUGCGUUUCCCAAUUGAAUACAACUAUAAGGGCAAGACUCUUCCUAUCACCGAUCAUCAAAUUGUUUUCCAAGUAACUGAUGAAUUAAACAAGCUUAACAAGAAGUCUCACCAUGUCGAGUAUAUCAAGUGGUACCAAAGCCGUGACAACAAUUUGUACUACAAGGAUGGUUUCCGUCUCCCCGAUGGCUCAAUCCCAACUCUCGGUCUAGUUAAGGCUAAUGCUACUAUUGUUCCUGCUAGCGUUGAUCUUUCCGAUUUAUCUGAUGCGGUCUCAAAAGCCAGUUCUGAGUUCCGUGAUGAAAAGUGGACUGAAUUAUUGGGUAAGGACCUGUAUGCUGCUCAUGAAAAGGCCAUGGAAGAAGGCUUUGAUGAUUGGUCUGAAGCUGGUUGGUUGCACAACAAGAUGGGUUUAAGUUUGAAUGCUACUGAUUAUGCUACCGGUAUGGAACCCACUCAAAUUUGGAUGGAUAUGUACGAUUCAUUCACUUUCGGCGCUUCCACCAAUUGGAGAACCGUUCAAGGUGGUUUGAACCGUAUUGCUGAAGCCUUUGGUCCUGUUGUUGGUGAUAAGGUCAAAUUCGGUAUCUCUGUUAGCAAGCUUGAUUUUGAUGGCAAGAAGGUUUCAGUAUCAUGGAAGAAGAAUCCUUACGAUACCAAGUACAAGUCUGAGACUUAUGACAAUGUGAUUGUAUCUGCUCCCUUUACAAUUGUUCGUAACUGGCAUCUUCCCAAGCUCGAUUAUACUCUCAAUUCCGCCAUUCAGCACCUCGGUUAUAGUCAAGCAUGUAAGGUUGCUCUUAAAUUCAAGUCUCGUUUCUGGGAGCACUUGGAUCGUCCUAUUAUGGGUGGUUGUGAUUCUACUGAUUUAUCUUCCGGGUCAAUUUGUUAUCCCGCUAAUAACAUUGGUACUAAAGGACCUGGUGUUGUCUUAGCUAGUUAUGCCAGUGGUGAUAAGGGUCUUCGAUUUGCAGCCAUGACCGAAGAUCAACAUGUAUCUAAUGUUCUCGCUGACUUUACCGAGCUUCACGGUGAUUUGGUUAAGAAGUACUAUACCGGUAAAUAUAGCCGUGUCUGCUGGAUUACGGAUCCUUUCCAAGCUGGUUCUUGGGCCGAUCCCUUGCCUGGUCAACACAAGUUGUACAUGCCUUCUUACUUCAAAAUGGACAAUGGUUUGGUCUUUGUCGGUGAGCAUACUGAUAUCAAGCACGCCUGGAUUUCCGCUGCCCUUGAAUCUUCUAUCCGUGGUGUCGUCAUGAUCUUGGUCGAAAAUGGCCAUGUUGAUGAAGCCAAGGCUAUUGUCAAGAAGUAUAAUGCCAAGUGGAUGAAGAUUUAAAUUGAGUAGAG